Messenger RNA from Funneliformis geosporum, 156 nucleotides. The record is from the annotation of a GenBank genome assembly. Lineage: Eukaryota; Fungi; Glomeromycota; Glomeromycetes; Glomerales; Glomeraceae.
AUGCCACCCUUACAGUUUAGGAGAUUUUCUACGGAAAAUGUUAGUCUUAUUACGUCUAGUCUCAUGGAAGAGCUAGUACCAAUAUGGAUUAGUCAUGAGAUUUUCAUUUGUGAUAACCAAGUGAAUGCCCAAGAAGAGAAAUUAUUCAGUGCAUAA